Molecule: messenger RNA, 5316 nt
Organism: Python bivittatus (Burmese python)
Lineage: Eukaryota; Metazoa; Chordata; Lepidosauria; Squamata; Pythonidae
Source: RefSeq, a predicted model, not a curated record
CAUGAGGUAGGACUAGAAUUCAUGGUCUCCCGGUUUCUAGCCAGGUGCCUUAACCACUAUGCCAAGCUGGCUCUUCUCCUGUGCUGUUAUGUUAUUCCCCUGCUGUGCUUCUACUGAUACAGGUCCAGGCGCCCCUCUUGCAGACCAUCACUGAACAUCUGGAUGGAAGGAGGGGGAUGUCGAACUCCUCUCAGAAGCUGCUCUCGCAGGGGAUCUCCCAGUCAGACUCGAGUCAGGACACUUCUCCAGAGAAUGGAAUGACAUCCCUGACAUUUGUAGGAUUGCCUCCUUUUUCUGAUGAAAGCGAAAGAGCGCCUGAUCCUCCAACUCAGAGUCCUGUGUCCUUUGAGGAGGUGGCCGUGUAUUUCUCUGAGGAGGAGUGGUCACAACUGAAUCCUGACCAGAAAGCCCUGCAUGGGGAAGUCAUGCUGGAAAAUUCUAGGAAUGUGGCUUCUCUGGGAGCUAAGGGGCAGGAGAAUGAGAAUUACAGGGAACCAUUCCAGAAGAUCAGGAAUGAAGAGAGAAAAGAGGAUUUUGCAGAAGCAAAAAGACAGGAGAAAAUCCAAUCAGCAAACGGGAGGAAGAAAAGCACAACUUCUGAUUCUGCACUUAUUCAAGCCAACGUUCUUGCCCAAGAAAGUCACAAUGGAAAACAAAAGAGAAAGUAUUUAGGGAAAAGUGUGAAAAUAUUCAAAGACAAAUUGUAUUUAAACAAAAAUUAUAGAACCUGUGCUAAAGGGGAAGAUCAAUGCAAGGAGGACAAAAAAAAUUGCAAUCAGAUACUCACCAUUUCUUUACAUGAAAAAAUAAACAUGGAAGAAAAAACAUAUAAAUGUUUUGAUUGUGGAAAGAACUUUAACCGGAAGUGUGACCUAAAUUAUCAUAAAAGGAUCCACACAGGAGAAAAACCAUAUAAAUGUGUGGAAUGUGGGAAGAACUUCAGGUGGAGCAGUGAUCUUACUUCCCAUAAAAGGAUCCACACAGGGGAGAAGCCAUAUAAAUGCAUGGAAUGUAGGAAGACCUUCAGGACAAGCAGUGAACUUAUUUUGCAUAAAAGGAUCCACACAGGGGAGAAACCAUAUAAAUGCAUCGAGUGUGAGAAGAGCUUCAGGACAAGUGGUGAACUUACCUCCCAUAAAAGGAACCAUAUGGGGGAAAAAUCAUAUAAAUGCAUGGAAUGUGGGAAGAGCUUCACGUGCAAUAUUCAGCUCAGUUCCCAUAAGAGGCUCCACACAGGAGAGAAACCAUAUAAAUGCAUCGAGUGUGGGAAGACCUUUAAGGGAAACAGUGAACUUGUUUUCCAUAAAAGGAUCCACAGAGGGGAGAAGCCAUACAAAUGUAUGGACUGUGGGAAAAGCUUCAGGUGGAGCUGCUACCUUAGUUCCCAUAAAAGGCUCCACACAGGAGAGAAACCAUAUAAAUGUACAGACUGUGGGAAGAGCUUCAUGCGGAGUACUCAACUUACAUCCCAUAAAAGAACUCACACGGGCGAGGAGCCAUAUAAAUGUACUGACUGUGGAAAGAGCUUCCGUGAAAAUUGGUCCCUUACUAGACAUAAAAGGAUCCAUACAGGGGAGAAACCAUAUCAAUGCAUUGAGUGUGGAAUAAGCUUCAGGUGGAGCCAUCAGCUAACUUCCCAUAAAAGAAUCCAUUCUAAGGAUAAACCAUAUAAAUGCAUGGAAUGUGGAAAGAGCUUCUGUGAAAAUAGUCCCCUUAAUCUUCAUAAAAGCAUCCACAGAGGGGGAAAACCAUAUAAAUGCAUGGAUUGUGGGAACAGUUUCAUGUGCAGCAAUCAACUUAUAUCCCAUAGAAGGAUCCACACAGGAGAAAAACCUUUUAAAUGCAUGGAAUGUGAAAAAUGCUUCCGAUGGAGUCAACAGCUUACAUCUCAUAAAAGGGUCCAUUCAGAGGAGAAACCAUACAAAUGUGGUGAGUGUGGAAAGAGCUUCCGUUGGAGUCAACAGCUUACAUCUCAUAAAAGGGUCCAUUCAGAGGAGAAACCAUAUAAAUGUGGUGAGUGUGGAAAGAACUUUAGGUGGAGAAAUCAACUUAGUUCACAUAAAAUGAUCCACACGGGGGAGAAACCCUAUAAAUGUAUGGAAUGCGGAAAGAGUUUCAACAGGAGUGCUAACCUUAUUUCCCAUAGAAGGGUCCACACAGGAGAGAAACCAUAUACGUGUGUGGAAUGUGGGAAGAGCUUCAGGUGGAGCUAUCACCUUACUUCCCAUAAAAGUAUCCACACGGGGGAGAAGCCAUAUAAAUGCACAGAAUGUGGGAAGAGCUUCCGUGAAAAUAGGGUACUUAAUAGUCAUAAAAUGAGCCAUAGAGGGGAAAAACUAUAUAAAUGUAUGGAAUGUGGGAAGAGUUUUGGCUGGAGCCAUCAACUAGCUUCCCACAGAAAGAUCCAUUCAGAGGAGAAUGAGUAUAAAUGUCUGGAUUGCGGAAAGUGCUUCAGCACAAGAAGUAAUCUUAAUUCUCAUAAAAGGCUCCAUACAGGGGAGAAACCAUAUAAAUGUAUGGAGUGUGGGAAGUGUUUCAGCAGGAGUGAUUACCUUACUUCCCAUAAAAGUAUUCACACUGGGGAGAAGCCAUAUAAAUGCUGGGAGUGUGGAAAAAGUUUCAAAGAAAGCAGUAAACUUACUUGCCAUAAAAGAAUCCACACAGGGGAGAAGCCAUAUACAUGCACAGAGUGUGGAAAGAGCUUCAGGUGGAGCAAUUAUCUUACUUCCCAUAAAAGGAUCCACACAGGGGAGAAACCAUAUAAAUGCACAGAGUGUGGGAAGAGCUUCCGGAGGAGCAGUCAGCUAACUUCCCACGCAAAGGUCCACUCAGGUGCUAAUCCACAAAAAGCCUAGACUUCCUUGGUUCAGACCACACGUACUUGUCUUUCACAUUUUCUGACUCCUGACUCUCUUAAGCCAUACUUAAGGCUUGAUAGGAAUGGCCACAAACAAUUAAUUUAUUGAGGAAAGAUUCAUACAGUCAUUCUUCUUUAUCUAUUUCUUGUCAAUCUGAUCCUCAUUCUUUGCUUCUGUAUCACUGCACUACCUCAGUGUGCUGCUUUUGUGCGUGUCUCUUACGCCACUAUGUAUCAGUGCACUGCAUGUACCUUCAAACUGGUGAUAUGUGGGCGACACUAUGUAAUUUUAUUUGCAUGAAAUAGUGUGAGCAUGCUUGAAGUAAAACUGGGUUUUGGUUGCACGUGUGACAGAUUGGCUAAAAUUAGCCGGUAAAGUACACCUUGUCGGUAAGGUGAUGUAGAGAGUGAGGAAGACGACUUUGACAGAGGUAGGCAAGAUCCAUUACCAAAGCAACAAGGGGGAAAAUGCAUAUUAAGUCCACAACAAGCAGCAAAUAUGCAGGAGAGGUUCAGACAGACACUCCCUAAUUCACAUGAGUAUAAGAAGGGGAGGAGGUACAGCACAAUCAGGCUGGCAAGAUUGUGUUGUUAUAGCCACUCUCAUUAAAAGUAAUUUUAGCCUUCCUGUGGAGUUGAGUCUGGUCUACCUAGUGGGGCUGAGAAGUCCUUAACCUCAGCAGGGAAGGCUGAUUGUGGCAAUGGUUCAGCUAUGGCUAGUGCUCUCACGUACACCUUCUGUAUCUUACUGAAUAGCAUAAUGUGGAAGUGUAAAUAAUAAUGGUUAUGAAUAAUCACAGGAAUAAAUCAUCCUUUCCGAUGAACAGAACCUAGCCAAUACCUAACAAGGAAACAGAGGCACAAAUAUGUUUUAGAAGUGCAAUUCAGUGAUUCAUAGAAGUUUUGAAAGGCCUGCAUUGUUUUUCCUUGUCUCUUUCUACCUUCAGUGUUUUUACAGAUGUCAUAAUAUUGCUUUUGUGUUUUACCAGUUCUCAAAUGGGCAGUUCAUGGUCUGUUCCCCAGUCAGCCCCUGGCACUGUCUUCGCCGUUAUAACUGAGCUCUUCUACCUUUUGUAGCAAUAAUGUAGUCAGUUUAAUUUCUGUGUACAAGUAGUUUUUGUUUACCAGUGGUAAUUGAGACUGGGAACUCUGUUCUAAGUGACACAGUCAUAAGGUGUGAUGUCACAUGACCGUGCCGACUUACAGCGGCAGUUCUGGUGGUCCCAGUUGCCAUCAUUAGGCAAAUCCUGCACAGUCACAGCAUCCCGCAGUCACGUGAUCACCAUUUGUGACCUCUUGCCAGCUUUGCCAUUGACUUUGCUUGUUUGAAGCCAGCAGUGAAAGUUGCAAAUGGUGAUGACUUGACCACAGGACAAUGAGAUCAUUGUAAUUGCCAGCCGGUUGCCAAGCACCUGAGUCACAAUCAUAUGAUCGUGGGGAUGCUGUGACGGCUUCAACCAUGAGGAUUGGUCAUUAAAUACCUUUUGUUCAGUGCCGUUGUAACUUUGAAUGGUUGCUGAACAAGUGGACAUUAAACGAGGACUACCUGUAUUUCCAGCUUUGGCAUUCCAGUCUCUAACCAGAAGCAGCACAUGUUCUGUCAAAUUUCAGAUUGCACCUCACCAUAAAACUCGUCACCCUCUUUUUCUUCUGCAUUAGUGGUUGAUGCAGAAACUUGGAUAGCCGUCAUAUUAAAGGGUUGUCUGCAAAAUCUUACUGAUGUUAUUCAGUCAUUGAUUGCAUUGUAGCCAAGUAUUGUUCUUGCUGUACCUUUCCUAACUAUAAAACCAACUCUGCUGUUUUUCAUGUCAUGAGUGGUAAUCUGUCCAAUUUUGAUUUGCUGAUGCCUAAGAUGUCAAUGUGCAGUUGAUUCAUUUCAUUUUUCACUAUGUUGAGCUUUCCCAAGUUCAUGUUUAUUAUGUUCCAUGUUUCCACUGUAAUUUUGUCUUUGCAGUGUCAGACUUUCUUUUCCUAUAUGGCAACAUCCACAACUAGAUGUUGUGCAGGCUCUAAUUUAGCCACAUCAUAAAUUGCAUUACUACUCUGAAUGACCUUCAGCAUUUCCACACUAGCAUGCUGAGUGCCAUCUGACGAGAGGGGCCCUCCUCUGCCACUACGUCACCCAUCACCGUAUACUGUCUAUCCAUGUGGAUUUCUUGAUAGAAAUACAGGAAUGGUUUACCCUUGCCUUUUCAUGCCCAGAAUGAAUGGAACCUUUGCCAUUGUCAUUAAAGUGAUCUUCCAUCUCCAGCAUCUUCCUGUAUUGCCGUUGCCCAAUAUAAGCACCCUGCUUGCUUUAGCUAGCAGCUGGGAUGACCUUCAUGCUUUAAGGAGAAUAUAUUUUUGACAUGCUUCUGCCAUUCCCUGCUCAUCCACUCCAAGAGUAACCCACCGCAACAAGGAGGCAACGUGGCAGGACUUGGGGGAAUUUUUGCAAAGAUACUAUAUAUCAUAAUAAA